AUGGCGACUACAGCCGCCAGCGGGCCACCGACGACGCGCGUCGACGUCCCCUCAUGGAACGGCGAGGCAGACAAGUCGAUGAGCUACAAGUUUGAGGUCUCCAUGUUCACCAAGAGCAUCAAGACUGCGGAGCGCUACGUGUGUGGCCCGCAGCUGGUGCGCGCCCUUGGGGCGCGAGUCCGGACGACGGUGGAGAGCUGCCCGGACAUCGACACGGUCGACGAGAUCGACAAGGAUGGAGUUUUGAUUGGUUGGAACAAAGUGUUUCAGUACGUCUUGGAGAAGCUGGACUUCACCAGCCUGAAUGACACGGGCCUCCUCGCGGAGGAGUUCUUCCUGAAGGUCAGCAGGAACUCGGGCGAGACCUUCCAGGACUGGGCCGCCAGAUUCGAGAAGAAGGAGCGCGAGCUGUUGAUGCAGCUCCAAGUCAUCGAUUCCAGCGUGACGGAAGUGAUUGCGAAGCCUCUUCGGACAUGGUGGUUCCUCCGGAAGUCCAAGCUAUCCCCUGUUCAACGUGGAGAGAUCACCGCCACUGCAGGUGGCGACCUCAACUUUGGUAAGACAUACAAGGCCUUGCUCACGCGCUUCCCGGCGGAGGCGCUGGCGGAGCUCGACGGCAAGCAGCACCGGAGGGCCUUCUAUGAGGACACGCCCGUCGACGACGUUGAGGACGAGACUGGUGGGGAAGAUAUUGAUUUCACAGAGGUUGUCGAGCAGCUGAUCACCCUCGCUGAAGAAGACGAAUAUGAGGAGCCAGCUGACGACAACCCAGCGGACAACGAGGUGUUCGCAGAGUUCAAGCAGGUGGGCAGGAGCUUCAAGGACGCUCGCGACCUGAUCCGACGCCUUCGCGUGUCCCGCGACUACUACCCGGUCGUGUCGCUCAAGGACCCCGAUCGCGUGCCCCCGCCUCCGAACACGGGACGAGGCUUCCAGCGUGGCCGUGGCAAGAACGGUCGAGGCCGCGCCCGCUUCGACACGGGCAAGGGACGUGACAUGUCCAAGAUGAAGUGCAUGGCGUGCGGCGAAUAUGGUCAUCGAGCGGCGGACUGCAACGAGAGGUUCAAGAAAGAUAAUACGAGAGAUGGAGCUCGUGGGACUACUCACAACGGCUUCGUCCUGUCCGCCCUCGACGAGUACCUCUACCUCCUGGAGCGCGACGGCAUCUGGGCGAUCCUCGACAUCGGGGCCACGAAGAGCCUCGGCGGCCUCGAGAGCGUCGAGAACCUCAUGUACGAGAUGCUGGACCAGCACGGCCAGGAGUUCGAGACGACACAUGACGAGUGCUCCUUCACCUUCGGCGACGGCCUCCAGAAGAGCUCGAUGGGCACGGUGAAGGGGAACGUGUUCCUCGGCGGCGACCUGACCGAGGUCAAGCUGUCGGUGAUGCCGAACCGCGUGCCGAUCCUCCUGGGCAUGGACAUUCUGACUGACUCGCUGAAGGUUGUGGUCGACUGCGGCCGGAACUGGAUCGGCCUUCCGACCAUGGGCAACAAGGCGUUCUACUGCGAGCGCCUCUCGAGCAACCAUCUGGCCGUCAACCUGACGACGCCGCAGUGGUGGAAGGAGGUGCCGCUUUCCUUGCCGAGUGCCGGGUGCCUGACGUCCGAAGCGACGGCGCCCGAUGUUCUGGUGGAGGAGCUGCCCGAAGAGGCCGCUCCGUGCAGCUGCUGCCCUGCGGUACUUCGAAACACCUACCAGAGCGACGGAAACCUCGGCGGCGCGGACACCUACCAGAGCGACGGAAACUGCGACACGGAGCGGAUCGGCUCGAGCGACGGAAACCUCGAUUUCGUUCGGACGGACGGUCAGGGGAUCGACAACUUCGGCUGCAGCGACCCCGACGCCAACAUCAACAGCAACACCAGCUACUCCGGCAAGAGCCACACGUGCACGAAGGCGACGGAGGUGACCAUUCGGGAGCAGGCAGUGGCUCUACGCUGGCGGCGCCUGUCCAACAAGCUGAACUCCCCGGAGAUACAGGGGGGCUGGAAGUUCACUCCGGAGAUGCUCGACGACUCGGAACUGCCGGAGAUGGACUCGAAGAGGAAACGCUGA
This is a messenger RNA of Prorocentrum cordatum, 2058 nucleotides long. Lineage: Eukaryota; Dinophyceae; Prorocentrales; Prorocentraceae. The record is from the annotation of a GenBank genome assembly.